AAUCCAAAUGCUACAGGAGGCUAGUAGGUUAGGUGGCUGCUUAGGGACCAUGGGUGUGCUAAGUGACUUGGGCUGAGAGGCAUUCAAAUUCAAAAUUUGUAAACACUGGGUAUGCUAAUAAAAUGCAUCCUCAGGUAGGGCAGCCAGCUUGUAACUCUUGGCUAUGGAUAUAUUUUUCUCCCCAACUCCAUAGUAAAUUCUUUAUGCAGAGGUUCUCUUUUAAAACAUUUAUUUUUCCCCCCAGCUUUAUCAAUGUAUAAUUCACAAACAAAGCAGGGGUUCUUAAUUUUAUUUGGGUCACAGACACUUUUAAGAGUCUGGCAAAAGCUAUGGUUCCUAUUCCCAGAAAACUGUGCCUUUGCAGAUGCAAACGCAAUUUUACAUGCCUUUCUAGACCCCCUAGAGCCUGUCCAUGGAAGGAGAGGCUAAGAACCCUGCUGAGAAAGUGGUCACCAUUACCUCCAUCCUGGGGCCUGACUCCAGUUCCUUACACCCGAAGAUGCUCUACUCACUACUUACGAUGUCAGCAUGUCUGCAUGCAACAGUUAAGGGUCAGAGGCUUCUAUAGGUCUGCAAGCCAGUUCGCUGGGUGAAGGCAUGUGUUCUAUCAGGCCAGACAAGGUAUUUUCUGUUAACAACGAUUGAGCUGAUCAGAAACACUUUUAAAAGUGAAUACAAAUAACAGCAAGUGGUAUAAAUCAUGCUUGAUUUUAGGGUGAUCUGGGCAAGCUACAAAACCGGGCUGCACUUUUAGAGAGCGAAGGCAAGUUCCCCAGCGUGUGGGAGCCUGAAUCCCAUUUCUGCCUGCCUCUGUCUUCACAUGGGUGACCUCUCUGGAUCCUCUCUUCUUCUUAUAAAAACACCAGUCACUGGAUUUCUAUCCAUCUAAAUCCUGUAUGAUAACAUCUUGAGACCCUCUCAGUGAUGGGUGGCAUAAGUGGAAAUAAACUCAAGCUGAUGCUUCAAAAACGAGAAGCACCUGUUCCAACUAAGACUAAAGUGGCCGUUGAUGAGAACAAAGCCAAAGAAUUCCUCGGCAGCCUGAAGCGCCAGAAGCGGCAGCUGUGGGACCGGACUCGGCCCGAGGUGCAGCAGUGGUACCAGCAGUUUCUCUACAUGGGCUUUGAUGAAGCGAAAUUUGAAGAUGACAUCACCUAUUGGCUUAACAGAGAUAGAAAUGGACAUGAGUACUAUGGCGAUUACUACCAACGUCACUAUGAUGAAGACUCUGCAAUUGGUCCCCGGAGCCCCUACAGCUUUAGGCAUGGAGCCAGUGUCAACUACGAUGACUACUAACCAUGACUUGCCACACGCUGUACAAGAAGCAAAUAGCGAUUCUCUUCCUGUAUCUCCUAAUGCCUUACACUACUUGGUUUCUGAUUUGUUCUAUUUCAGCAGAUCUUUUCUACCUACUUUGUGUAAUCAAAAAAGAAGAGUUAAAACAACACAUGUAAAUGCCUUUUGAUAUUUCAUGGGAAUGCCUAAAAUGCAUCUCAUUUAAAAAUAGAAAUAAAGCAUUUUGUUAAAAA
Nomascus leucogenys (northern white-cheeked gibbon) is the source of this 1529-nucleotide messenger RNA. It is a transcript of the gene ECRG4, whose product is annotated as ECRG4 augurin precursor. Lineage: Eukaryota; Metazoa; Chordata; Mammalia; Primates; Hylobatidae. The transcript has 4 exons. Gene Ontology annotation, biological process: central nervous system development; G1 to G0 transition; regulation of cell population proliferation. Bases 925 to 1296 code for a protein of 123 amino acids. The record is from RefSeq and is a predicted model, not a curated record.